Molecule: messenger RNA, 1620 nt
Organism: Amphibalanus amphitrite
Lineage: Eukaryota; Metazoa; Arthropoda; Thecostraca; Balanomorpha; Balanidae
Product: peptidyl-prolyl cis-trans isomerase 5-like
Exons: 5
Coding region: 366-989 (207 amino acids)
Biological process (GO): protein peptidyl-prolyl isomerization; protein folding
Cellular component (GO): intracellular membrane-bounded organelle
Molecular function (GO): peptidyl-prolyl cis-trans isomerase activity
Source: RefSeq, a predicted model, not a curated record
GAUUUUUUCUCUUCCCCGAGUGUUGGACUUGAGGAAUCACGUCACUACAACUAAGCCUGAAUGCUCAUUUGUAUUGUUUAGGUAUUUUAAGUGGUAGUUGAUUAUCAGCCUAAGAGUUUAUUUUUGGGUGGUCAUGAAUCAAAAUACUAAGAUGGCUUGAGGGCAUGUACUUGGAGAUGGCAACACACUUUUUUUCCUUGUGGCGUUUAGAAUGUAGGAGAUUGGGUACUUAUAAGAUUGUUAGUAAUUUUUUUUUGGUAUGCAGUGUUCAUUUUUUGGUAAUGCAGUGGUGCGUGUUGUUGCGAUUGCGAAAUACACCUCCAGAGCACCUCUCGUGAGCAGCCACCAGUUAUUGAGAGACCACCAUGCAGCAAGUGAUGCGCUCAGCAGUCUGCCUGGCUCUUCUGGGGCUGGCUUUUGCUGCUGAGGCCAAUGGCCCCAAGGUCACAGAUAAGGUCUGGUUCGACAUCACCAUCGGAGGCGAGGCCGCCGGCCGGAUCGAGAUCGGCCUCUUCGGCAAGACGGUGCCCAAGACAGUGAAGAACUUUGCCGAGCUGGCCACCAAGCCGGCCGGCGAGGGCUACAAGGGCAGCAAGUUCCACCGGGUCAUCUCGGACUUUAUGCUGCAGGGCGGCGACUUCACCCGCGGAGACGGCACCGGAGGCCGCAGCAUCUACGGCGAGAAGUUUGCCGACGAGAACUUCAAGCUGAAGCACUACGGCGCCGGCUGGCUGUCGAUGGCCAACGCCGGCAAGGACACCAACGGCAGCCAGUUCUUUAUCACCGUGAAGAAGACCUCGUGGCUGGACGGACGCCACGUCGUCUUCGGAAAGGUCCUCAAGGGCAUGGACGUGGUCCGUAAGGUGGAGGGCACCAAGACGGACGGCCGGGACCGGCCUGUCAAUGACGUGGUCAUCCUGGACUGCGGACACGAGCCGCUCGCAGAGGCAGCCUACUUCGCCGUCACAAAGGACGACGCCACUGCGUAGGUGCCGCCGCGUGACUGACCCGCUGACGUCCAGAGGUGCACAGGACGGCUGGCGUUUGGAGUUUUCCUCCUGGGGGUCCACUGGCGGUCGGAGUUCUCCAGGGGUCCACUGGCGUUAGGGUGCUCUGGGGGUCUGCUGACUACCGGAAUACUCCGGGCUUCAAUGUCCGAUUGUCGUUCGGAGUUCUCCGGAUAUCCGCUGGCACCCGGAACGACUGGCGUUUGGGGUCCUCCGAGAGUUCACUGGCAAUCUGUCCUCCGGGGGUCCGCUGACGUCCAAAUUACUCCUCGACGACUGACUUCGGGAGGCCCCGGGCGCCAAGACGAGCGAGGUGCGCGAUUGGGAUGGGCAUGGGGACGGGAGGUCGAAGGUCUACGGGGGUCUCAGAGUGAGAGUGCAUUAUUGUGUGGGCGUCCGUUUCAGUUGAGAUUGCGUGCCAAGCACGCGAACCGUCUGCUGUGGUUACUGUUUGUGAUAGGACUCACCGCGCGGGGAAGAAAAGAACUGUUUUUGGGUGCGACUGGUGCAUUGUUCUGGCCUCAUUCCAAGCUCCAAGCGUCAAUAGACUAGCCUUUUUGCUCAUGUUGCGCUACCAUAUUGUCCUGUUUGAAAUACACGCCGAUAUUGUCUA